Molecule: messenger RNA, 1504 nt
Organism: Daphnia magna
Lineage: Eukaryota; Metazoa; Arthropoda; Branchiopoda; Diplostraca; Daphniidae
Product: alpha-(1,3)-fucosyltransferase C
Exons: 2
Coding region: 214-1491 (425 amino acids)
Cellular component (GO): membrane
Molecular function (GO): alpha-(1->3)-fucosyltransferase activity
Source: RefSeq, a predicted model, not a curated record
UUUUGGACACAUACGCCUUCUCAUUGUGGACGACGACGCGCAAUGUUCUUUUCAGCACUCGUAUUCUAGCCUUUCAGGUGUUCAAAGCUGGCAAAGGUAAGUUCGCCUUCGGCGCCAUCUACAACAACCUAUCGUCAUCAGUCAGCCAAGAAUCACUCACGUAUUGAUUCUGUUUGGCGUGGUAUAGGGCGACAGUUAUAGUUACAUGCAGAUAUGGUGCUGAGAAUCAACGUAGACGCCCUUUUAUCUGGAAGGAAACGCAUUUGUCUACGCCAGUCAGCACUGAAUUUCAAGAAUAUCGUGAUACUAUUGUCAAUCAAUCUGGUGAUGGUUGUUAUUUUGUCAAAACGGAACAAAUGGGUUGAACAGGAACCGAAUACGAUGAUUACCCAAUCAAUUCCUGGCAAUGUAGUAACGAUAAAAACAGUGCAAGAAGCCAGGUCGAGUAAAUUCAAAUCUAUUUUGAUAUGGAACAGUCCUGAACGCAUCGAGACGUCCCUAUUCGGUACAGGGCAUGAACCUUUUGUGCGACAUGGAUGUGAGGUUUUUGAAUGCAUCAUCUUUGAUAAGCAAACAGCUUUACCCGCUGCUAAAUACGAUGCAAUAAUCGUAAAUGUGCACGAACUGUGGUUAACUCAUCUCCCAUUUUUCAGAAGGCAACAGCAUCAACGUUUCAUCUUCUUUACGCAAGAGUCACCAACUUCAAUGUUUUUACUCAACGUCAAUAACCUGAAAAAUUAUUUCAACUGGACGAUGAGCUAUAGAUUGAAUUCCGACAUCCAAUUAUUAUAUGGUCGCAUCCAGCCGCGGCCAUCUGCCCCCAAGGCACGGAGGGAAACGCGGAAGUUGAUUGAGGCCACAGGCCGACCGUCAGCCAGAAAUUAUGCUUCAAAUAAAGUCAAGCAGGUAGCUUGGAUGGCAUCUCAUUGCAAUACAGCUAGUUUGAGAGAGACGUACGUCCGUCAACUAUCUAAGUUCAUUGCCAUUGACGUUUAUGGCGAGUGCGGCAAUCUCAGUUGCGUUCGCAGCAAUUCAAACUGGCUCUCUGACCCCGAAUGCUACAACAUGCUGGAAACGAAAUACAAAUUUUACUUGUCGUUUGAAAAUUCCAUCUGUGACGAUUACGUCACGGAGAAAUUUUUCGAAAUCAUGAACCGUAAUAUUGUUCCGGUGGUGUACGGUGGUGCCAAUUACAACGAGAUCGCACCUCCUCAUUCGUACAUCAACGCUCUGGAUUUCACGCCGGAGACAUUGGCUUACUACCUGAAAUUACUCGACGCUAACGACACGUUAUACAACGAAUAUUUUUGGUGGAAGGAUCACUUCACGGUUGAAGCUGGGGUGGAGCAAAUGGCUCGCCACGGCUUCUGCGAUCUGUGCAAGAAACUCCACGAGGAUCGGGGGGUAACCAAGUAUUAUCCUGAGCUGUUCUCUGAAUGGCAUCACACAAAAAGGUGCAAAACUUUCAAUUCGUGGGAAAUACACACUUAACUGACGUUCUCAA